GCAAUGCUCUGGGUAUGAUUGGCGUAUCAGCAGGUAUCGCAGCCACUCUGGGAAUAUUGCGACCAUCACCAGAACUGUUGUUACAGAUGGGCGGAUGCAUGGCGACAGGAGGAACCAUUGGUGCCAUCGUUGCCAAGAGAAUGGAGGUGACCGAUCUCCCACAGAUGGUCGCCUUGUUCCACAGUCUGGUGGGUAUGGCCGCCGUUCUCACCUGUAUUUCCAACUACAUGACGGAGUUCACACACUUUGCUACCGACCCUGCCGCUGGCGCUAUCAAGUCUGCUCUGUUUUUUGGCACCUGGAUUGGUGGCAUCACCUUCACUGGCUCUCUGGUGGCAUUUGGCAAGCUGCAAGGUCUCCUGAAGUCCGACCCUCUGUUGCUACCCGGCAGACAUCAGCUGAAUCUUGGCCUGCUCCUGGCUAACGUGGCCGCAGCAGGGCCGUACAUGAUGAGUGCCUCGUACGGAGUGGGACUGGGCAUGCUGGGAGCUACCACCGCGCUCUCCAGUAUCAUGGGCGUCACACUGACAGCUGCUAUUGGAGGUGCUGACAUGCCAGUUGUGAUCACAGUGUUGAACAGCUACUCUGGCUGGGCUCUCUGUGCCGAGGGCUUCAUGUUGAACAACAACCUCAUGACCAUCGUAGGCGCUCUCAUUGGUUCCUCUGGAGCUAUCCUCUCCUAUAUCAUGUGUGUGGCCAUGAACAGAUCCCUGCCUAAUGUGAUCCUGGGAGGCUACGGCACGUCUUCCUACGCUGGCGGGAAAGCCAAGGAGGUAACGGGCACCCACACAGAGGUCAAUGUCCAGGAGACCGUUGACCUGAUCACCGAGGCGCAGAACAUCAUCAUCACCCCCGGUUACGGUCUGUGUGUCGCCAAGGCUCAGUACCCCGUCGCUGAGAUGAUAGAACUGCUCAGGUCCAAGGGGAAGAAUGUGAGGUUUGGAAUUCACCCUGUGGCAGGUCGUAUGCCAGGCCAGCUGAACGUGUUGUUGGCAGAAGCCGGCGUAGACUAUGACAUCGUAUUGGAGAUGGACGAAAUUAAUGAUGAUUUCCCAGAGACUGACCUUGUGCUGGUGGUGGGUGCUAACGACACCGUCAACUCCGCGGCCGAGGAAGAUCCCAACUCCAUCAUUGCUGGCAUGCCUGUACUGAGAGUGUGGCAGUCGGGACAGGUCAUUGUCAUGAAGAGGACAAUGGGCGUAGGUUACGCUGCCGUAGACAACCCAAUCUUUUACAAACCCAACACAUCCAUGUUGCUAGGCGAUGCCAAGAAAACGUGUGACGCACUAUUAGCAGGAGUCCGUGCUCACUACGAGCAAUAACACUAACUUCACUGAUAGGAGAAAUGCUAGCAUUAUUAUUAGAUAUAUAAUAUUUAUAUUGAAGAUGUUGACAUCUAGCAACUGCCAAUUCCACAGCAGUAUAACUUGCAUAAUGAGACACUAGCUUUGGAAAAAGACGUUGGGAAAAGGAGCCAUUUUUUGCGGAAGCGAUGUUGGUUUUUGUGUUCAGUGUGAUGAUGUUUAUGUAUGAUGUAGACUGAUUUUACCACGUGGAAAAACUUUUGAUGUUCAUCCUGAAAUGAGACGGCUGAUUGUUUCUGAGGAUUUGCUAUGUGGUAGGAGAA
Molecule: messenger RNA, 1627 nt
Organism: Lingula anatina
Lineage: Eukaryota; Metazoa; Brachiopoda; Lingulata; Lingulida; Lingulidae
Product: NAD(P) transhydrogenase, mitochondrial
Biological process (GO): proton transmembrane transport; NADPH regeneration
Cellular component (GO): mitochondrial inner membrane
Molecular function (GO): oxidoreductase activity; NADP binding
Source: RefSeq, a predicted model, not a curated record